Messenger RNA from Bipolaris maydis ATCC 48331, 510 nucleotides. NCBI's taxonomy places the organism in Eukaryota, Fungi, Ascomycota, Dothideomycetes, Pleosporales, Pleosporaceae. The record is from RefSeq and is a predicted model, not a curated record.
AUGGCAGAGGCCACGCAAACAUUAGGACAGAGCGGGCCGAGGGGGGGUCGGGGGUUGGCUGGCCAGAAGGCGAGUGACAACGCACUGGUGGAGGCCCAAGAGCACACGACGGCUCAAGGGCUCAAGGGCUCCAGGGCAGCGCGGUGGCCCUAUGACGGCAUGGCACGAAAGGAGAAGGCAUCUAGAAAGACGGGCGUGGCGGGCUGGGAGCCGUGGCAGAUGGUCGUCGUCCAUGACACGGGCGCGGUGGAGACCGGGCGGCGAUUGGCUGUUUCACCCCCAGAGAGUGGGGGCGCCGGCUCUGUCUUGUUGCAUCCCCUUUCGCAUCCACCGCACAAGACUCAUCCCAGAGAAGCAAUGUGCAAUUGCUUCACUUCGCCCGACAUGUGCUCCAGACUUGCGCCGAAAAGGGCCACGUACUCGCUGGGUGCCCGUCUGGCCCGUCCGUUGCCCCGUGAAUGCAUCAUCGAGCCCAUGGCAUGGCCAAGCGUAGACGUCAGUCCAUGGUGA